UGCAGAUUGUAUCUUAAACAUUUUCCUGUUUGUUCCUUCAGCCAUAUUUUAAAACUCUGCUUGCAUAUCGUUUUGUCAUUGAAAUCAUGUCCAUCAUGUUUCGUCUUCGUCUUGGACGUAUCGAAAUCAUGUACAUUUGUUGCCUGAUCCUUUGGAAUAUGAUACUGUUAACCAAUACAUGUAUGCCGGAUCUACAAUAUGGAAAACGUCUGCUGGGAUCAACGUUUAAGAUCAUCGAGAAUUCAGCUCUGUUCGUCUGUGCUGCUGAAUGUGCCUCUUAUGGGAUAUGCAAAUCCUUCCAUUUUGAAUUGGGCCUAAGAUUGUGUCAUCUGAAUGGUUUCGAUGAUCUGCAAUAUUUGGAAGGUGGCGGGAAAGCGGCUGACUUCAUAUACAGUUCAACUGUGAACUGGAACAAGACAACACUUGGCCCUUGUCAGAAAAGGUCCUGUGGAAUCAGGAGGAAGUGCACUAUGAAGAAAAAUGGCACCGUGAAAUGUGAGGAAUUUCUACCUAAUAUUGCAAAAGAUAAACCAGCAAGUGCAAGUUCAGUAUGGUCGGAUGCUAGAUUCCAACCAGGUUUUGCUGUGGACGGUGAUGGCAAGACUGGAUCCUGUUUUGUUGGAAAUUCCGGUGAUUUCUCACCCUGGUGGCAGGUGGACCUUCAGGACACCUAUGUCGUUGUGGAAGUUCGUGUCACUAACAGAGAAGAAUUUAGACCUGAACGACUUCACGACUUUAGUAUCGACGUGUACCAAGAUGACCCUGUUGGAAACCCUAGUGUCACCCCACAACUGUGUUACAUGUACAAUGGAGCCGUGACAGAGCCUGGCAAGACAGUUGCCUUACGGUGCACUUCACGCGUUACUGGCCGCUACAUGAGACUUAGUGGAAAGAAAACCAUUAACGGAGAUGAUCUUUUGCAGUUUUGUGAAGUCCAGGUCUUUGGCUUCAAGCCUUUGCAAUGAACACCACUGUCGGUGAGAACAGUUCAGUUUUGCAAUCAGAGAUGUAUCGCCAUCGAUUUAAAGGAGAAUACUAACGUAAUUGUAUUUUUUGAUAUUUUGAAAAAAAAACAUCCUAAAGGUCACCUUCCGUUCACGAGACAC
Molecule: messenger RNA, 1106 nt
Organism: Haliotis rubra (blacklip abalone)
Lineage: Eukaryota; Metazoa; Mollusca; Gastropoda; Lepetellida; Haliotidae
Exons: 5
Coding region: 87-965 (292 amino acids)
Source: RefSeq, a predicted model, not a curated record